AACGGCCCCGCAGCUUUCCGUCCUUAGGCGAGUCUCAUCACUAAUAGGUACCUAGAUCUAUUCACUAUCAACAUUUUCUAACAUUGUUCAAUCGGAGGUAGUUAAACAUCAUCAUCCGUACCCAUAAUGCGACGAGGUCAUUUCUCAUUAAGCGACUUACCUGCAUGGUGUGUCUUAAAUGAUGUUACCUUCGUUCACGUUAAAUCUGCCGACAUAAAUGAUCGAGGUUAUGGCUUGGUGGCGGAGAAAAGCCUGGCUGAUGAAGAUGGAAGCUCUGAUAUUCCAGCUCUCUUAACAAUCCCGAGAGACCUUGUUCUUUCAGCUGAGGGCGUAGAAGAAUACGCUAAGGAAAACAAGGACUUUCGACAACUUCUAGAUACAGCAGGACGUCGGUCAACUAGAGGCGACGUCUUAUUAUUCCUUCUAGUGCAGCUGGUUUUGUCUUCGCCCGAUUACAAGGGUGGCCAAGGGCCAUCGACGCCUUGGACACACUACUUCAGUCUCUUGCCGUCAUACGUACCAACUCCUACAAUGUGGACAGAGUCAGAGCUUUUUCAUUUGAAAGGAACUUCACUGGAGUCUGCAGUAUCUGCAAAGUUGACGACAUUAACGAAAGAGUUUGAUGAUCUUCGUACAAAGACAGCUAGCCUGCCGUUUUGGGAUGAAAUAUUCUCUAUCGACGAGUCGAUUACUAUUCAAGACUGGAUUCUUCUCGACGCCUUAUAUAGGUCUCGCUCUCUCGGCUUGCCCCAAUCCGGAGAAGCGAUGGUGCCAUGCCUCGAUUUAGUUAAUCACUCGAGUAAAGCAAAUGCCUACUUCGACGAAAAUAGAAACGGCGACGUCGUCCUUCGUCUACAUAAUGGAUGCAAUGUAUCAUCUAAUGAUGAGAUUACCAUCGAUUAUGGGAAGGAUAAGUCGCCCGCGGAGAUGCUGUUCAGCUAUGGCUUUAUCGACCCUGAUUCGACCAUCAGUAGCCUUGUCCUACCCCUAGAUCCGUUAAAUGAUGAUCCGCUCGCGACGGCAAAACUUCAUGCUUUUGGUACAUCCCCAAAGCUAAGACUAGCAGAGGAUGAGAACGGUAUACCUCAUUGGACCGCGCCUUUUGUGUAUCUCAUGUGCUUAAAUGAAGAAGAUGGAUUACAUUUCAGAGUCCUGCAGGAAACAGACGGGUCUCGCCAUUUAAAGAUGUUUUGGCAAGAUAUCGAUAUCACGCACGAGCCAGAUGGGAUCAUAGACCAUAUCCGCGGCCAUGAAUUAUACCCGAUAUUUGAAUUACGGGUUAUAACAGUUCUUCUCGGCAUCUUUCAAGAGCAACUUGAGCAACUUAGUGAUAAGAAAGACGGGGGCAUGACGCCAGGGUCGACAAGGGAAGAAAUCUGGCUAGCCGUCUCCCGUCUCAAGUCACUUGAGAUGGGUAUCCUUAAGAAGUGUCUGGUGCUCCUAGAAGAAGAGAAAACCCGGCUGCUUGAAGACGAUAAAGUGUUGGAGUAUCUUAAUUCAAUGAUGUCUGAUCAAGAUGAUAUUGCCGCCGGAACCGCUAGCGACGAGGAAGAUUUCAGCUAGAACCUCAGCACUCGGCCAUCGUCUUGGCUAAGUGCUGACUCUACUGCAGUCGAUAUAUCAUUCUCGUGUCCACGGUGCGAUACCUAGAUACCCCAGCAACUCAUUUAAUUUAUUUGCACGGUUAGAUUGGAAAUUUGAUUACCCCAGGACUAGGGCUUCAGUUUUUCGUUAAUGUGAUGUGACAU
This is a messenger RNA of Annulohypoxylon maeteangense, 1748 nucleotides long. RefSeq names its product SET domain-containing protein. The record is from RefSeq and is a predicted model, not a curated record. NCBI's taxonomy places the organism in Eukaryota, Fungi, Ascomycota, Sordariomycetes, Xylariales, Hypoxylaceae. Bases 127 to 1563 code for a protein of 478 amino acids. The transcript has 5 exons. Gene Ontology annotation, cellular component: nucleus. Gene Ontology annotation, molecular function: protein-lysine N-methyltransferase activity; protein binding. Gene Ontology annotation, biological process: peptidyl-lysine monomethylation.